AUGAGGACGUCUUCACUUGCGCGUCAGCUUCUUGUGGAGGCAUGCCUUCUCUCAAUUGCCUUGGCCUCCCCUGCUCCAACUGCUUUCGCCAAUAGUAACGAUGUCGCACCGCCCAACCCCGCCAUUACACCCUCCCCGGUUGAGCGCAACCCUUCUCCAGUCGUGGGCCGAAAUAUCUUGAGCGACGUUGAUUCUGAUGUCGGAACCAUUCUUUCGGGGCUUGGGUCCGACCUACCCUCGUGGGUCGCAUCGGGUGUUCCCAACUUCUUCCAGGGGUUCCCAACUGGGGAUGCUGUUGCGAGCUCCUUGGGCCUACAAAGUUCGGAAUUGGCAGCUCUGCCAACCAAUGUGCUAAAUAUCGAUCCAUAUGCCAACUGGACCAGCUCUGGCUGGAAUAUUCGCUUCCAUGGAAACGUUUAUAAGCAACCUAAUACCUCUGUUUCCGAGUUGAACAAGCUUGCCAAUGUCUUCCUCGUCAAUACUAGCAUCUCGGAUCUUCCUGAAUCCCAGCAGGUUCAGGCUCGUAACCUGACUGCCGAAAUCUUUGUUGUCCAGCAGCCAGAAGUUGCCGUGAAUACGAUCCACCUCGAGCCUGCGCCUAGUCAGGGAGCCAGUGGCCAGCCCGGCGGCGGCGGAUCAUCUAACACCACGGGUGGCACGCAAGAUCUUACCCUGCCUUACAACACCACAGUUGAGGGCGAUUUCGACACCUUUGUGCCCAUCAAGAGUAAUGGCCUUACUGCGGGAAAUGAAACCUCAGCAAUCCAGAGACUCAACACUUACGUCGAGGGUGCAACUAUCGGAAAUAGUACCGCAUAUCUGGUGCCUCCGACCGGCCUAACCAUUGUGUCUGACAUUGACGAUAUUCUACGUGUCACCAAGAUCUACGAGCCGGAGCAAGGAUUGCUCAAUUCUUUCGCGCGCCCGUUCCGGGCUUGGGAGAACAUGCCAGACAUCUACCGCAAUUGGUCUACCAGCCUCCCUAACAUGCAUUUCCACUACCUGACCACUACCCCGGAGCAAAUCACUCGAAAUUACAUGCAGUUCAUCUACACCAACUACCCUGGUGGGUCCUUCGACACCCGGCCUCUCAACUUCAGCGAUGUCUCAGCCACCCUGUCAAUCCGCAAAUUCUUGUUGCAAAAGGUCUUCGAAACCUUCCCUGAGCGCAAGUUCAUCUUGAUCGCAGACACCAGCAAUAGCGAUGUCAUGCGCGACUAUCCCGAAAUGGCAACCGAGUUCCCCGGCCAAGUCCAGUGCAUCUUCCUCCGUAAUACCUCCGCCACUGACCCUGGCGACAAGUUCCCGUACGACACCUCUGGAUUCAAGAACCUCAAUCAGACGCAAUACAUGUUCUUCCUGAACCCUGAUGAUCUGACCAACUUGGAUAUUGCCAAUGGACAGUGCUACAACCAGUCCAUCGCCCAGAACCUGACGUUUGGAUACCAGGGACUGCCUCAUGGACUCGGAUCUACAUCAGCAGUCAACGGGUCAGCGAAUCACACUGCCAAGGGAGCUGCUAGUGGACUAAUGACAAAGAACUCGUCUGGUGCACAAAGCCUCCUGGCCCUGGUCGCGGCACUGACUACGGCCAGUUUCAUGUUCCUGUAA
Messenger RNA from Penicillium atrosanguineum, 1611 nucleotides. Its product is annotated as phosphatidate phosphatase App1 family protein. Gene Ontology annotation, molecular function: phosphatidate phosphatase activity. The coding region runs from base 1 to 1611 and encodes 536 amino acids. The transcript is spliced from 2 exons. NCBI's taxonomy places the organism in Eukaryota, Fungi, Ascomycota, Eurotiomycetes, Eurotiales, Aspergillaceae. Gene Ontology annotation, cellular component: actin cortical patch. The record is from RefSeq and is a predicted model, not a curated record.